GAUCGGUUUCAGAGUGAACCUCAGGCGACUUGGAGUAGCAUCAACAGAUUCGGAAUUGGAAUUCGUGUUGGAUAAACAAACCGAAAACUGAAAAAUAAAACCAAAACAAACAGAACGUGAAAAGUGCAAAUAGAAAACGAUAUUAAAACAUAGUCAGCGAAAUGGAUGCCAAGGAGUUUCGGGAAUUUGGCAAGGCGGCUGUUGAUUUUAUAGCUGACUAUCUAGAAAAUAUUCGCGAUGAUGAUGUCCUGCCCAACGUGGAACCGGGUUAUCUUCUGGACCUACUGCCCACAGAAAUGCCGGAUAAGCCAGAGUCGUGGAAAGAAGUCCUUGGGGACAUAAAUCGCGUGAUCAAGCCAGGUCUCACACACUGGCAGUCGCCUAAUAUGCACGCCUACUAUCCCACUAGCACCUCUUAUCCCUCCAUUGUGGGAGAGAUGCUGGCCAGUGGGUUCGCCGUCAUUGGAUUCAGCUGGAUCUGCAGUCCCGCAUGCACAGAACUUGAAGUGGUGGUCAUGGAUUGGCUUGCCAAGUUCCUAAAGCUGCCCGCUCACUUUCAGCACUCUAGCGAGGGACCCGGCGGUGGUGUCAUUCAGGGAUCGGCUAGUGAGGCCGUUCUGGUGGCUGUCCUGGCUGCCAGGGAACAGGCGGUGGUCAGCUACAGGGAAUCUCAUCCGGAACUCAGCGAGAGCGAAGUACGUGGUCGCUUGGUGGCCUACUCUUCAGAUCAGAGUAAUAGUUGCAUUGAAAAGGCUGGUGUCCUUGCCGCCAUGCCCAUUCGAUUACUCCCGGCUGGUGAGGAUUUUGUGCUUAGAGGUGAGACACUGAAGAAAGCCAUCGAGGAGGAUGUGGCGGCAGGAAAAAUUCCGGUAAUCUGCGUCGCUACCCUGGGCACCACAGGCACUUGUGCCUACGACGAUAUCGAAACCUUGUCCGCUGUAUGUGAGGAAUUCAAGGUAUGGCUUCAUGUAGAUGCCGCCUACGCCGGGGGAGCAUUUGCCCUGGACGAAUGCUCGGAUCUUAGAAAGGGAUUGGAUCGCGUUGACUCGCUGAACUUCAACCUGCACAAGUUUAUGCUGGUCAACUUCGACUGCUCAGCCAUGUGGCUGCGGGAUGCAAACAAAGUGGUCGAUAGCUUCAAUGUGGAUCGUAUAUAUUUGAAGCACAAGCACGAGGGUCAAUCGCAAAUUCCCGAUUUCCGACACUGGCAAAUCCCACUGGGACGUCGCUUCCGUGCCCUAAAAGUUUGGAUUACAUUCCGCACAUUGGGAGCCGAGGGCUUGAGGAAUCAUGUUCGUAAGCACAUCGAGUUGGCCAAACAGUUUGAGCAGCUUGUGAUCAAGGAUUCACGAUUUGAACUAGUAGCUCCUAGAGCUUUGGGAUUGGUUUGCUUCCGCCCAAAAGGUAGCAAUGAGAUUACGACCCAGCUUUUGCAACGUCUCAUGGAUCGCAAGAAAAUCUACAUGGUUAAGGCAGAGCAUGGUGGGCGCCAAUUCCUCAGAUUCGUUGUAUGCGGAAUGGAUUGCAAAGACUCCGAUAUUGAUUUCGCCUGGACAGAGAUCGAAUCCCAGUUGACCGACCUAUUAACGGAACAAUCUUUGGUAUCUCGUAAAUCGGGAAACAUGGCGGACCUCGCACAACACUUCCAGAUCCAUCUGACCUCCGAAAACGCAACGCACGAGAAGUCUCAGUGAGAAAAACGAUUAAACUAUUUUUAUGUAUAGGUUGUCUUUAGUUCACAUAAUAGUACUUAGAUUAUCACAUGUUCAUAAAAAAAAUGAGAAAAAUAAAUAAGCAUUUCGCACUUAAA
Molecule: messenger RNA, 1810 nt
Organism: Drosophila eugracilis
Lineage: Eukaryota; Metazoa; Arthropoda; Insecta; Diptera; Drosophilidae
Gene: amd
Product: 3,4-dihydroxyphenylacetaldehyde synthase
Exons: 2
Coding region: 162-1694 (510 amino acids)
Biological process (GO): amino acid metabolic process; catecholamine metabolic process
Molecular function (GO): pyridoxal phosphate binding; aromatic-L-amino-acid decarboxylase activity
Source: RefSeq, a predicted model, not a curated record